Sphaeramia orbicularis (orbiculate cardinalfish) is the source of this 2270-nucleotide messenger RNA. RefSeq names its product barrier to autointegration nuclear assembly factor 1 (gene banf1). The coding region runs from base 165 to 437 and encodes 90 amino acids. The record is from RefSeq and is a predicted model, not a curated record. Gene Ontology annotation, molecular function: DNA binding. The transcript has 3 exons. Gene Ontology annotation, biological process: chromosome organization. Lineage: Eukaryota; Metazoa; Chordata; Actinopteri; Kurtiformes; Apogonidae. Gene Ontology annotation, cellular component: condensed chromosome; nucleus.
CAUCUGAUGACAUAAGUACGUUGGCCAGCCCCGUUGCAUUGUGGUCGCCGGUGUGGACAUUUGGAAAGAAACUAAUCAAACGGCUCUUUAUCAAACUACAUCUCCGCAGAGACAGGACAGUUAAAGCUCAGACUUGGUGAUCUGUGACAGCUCUCAAAACAGCCAUGUCGUCUACGUCCCAAAAACAUAAAGACUUUGUGGCUGAGCCCAUGGGUGAGAAGCCUGUGAUGGCUCUUGCUGGCAUCGGAGAAGUCCUUGGCAAAAGACUGGAGGAGAAAGGUUUUGAUAAGGCGUAUGUUGUCCUUGGCCAGUUCCUGGUGCUAAAGAAAGAUGAAGAGCUUUUUCGUGACUGGCUCAAAGAUACUUGUGGUGCCAAUGCGAAACAACAAGGUGACUGCUAUGGCUGUCUUAAAGAAUGGUGUGACGCUUUCCUAUAAACCAUUCAGCUGUUGUUUCUACUUCUAAAACUGUACAUUACCUCUUUGGUUAUCUUAAUUCAGUUCAGCUACACAAUACUAUAUAUGGACUGACACACCCAAAUAAGGUUUAUAGAAGUCCGCCUGUUUUUGAAGUACACCUAAAACCUAUACAUUUUUGAAAUCCUUUACACAUGCCCUUCUCAUGGUCUUUGACAAGCCUGUCAACACUUUCUCUUAUAAAGACAAUACAGAUUCAGAAUUGCUACUGUUUUUUUGGGGCCUGUCUUCUGCUAAUGGUAACUGGGCACAUUUCACUACUCGGAAUGUUUUUAAAAUGUUAUUGAAGUGGUAAUUGAAGUAGAUCAUGAUAAUGAGUUCGUUCUACUUUCAUCAUUUUCAGUUCAUUUUAACAGAUGUUUUUCACUCUAUUAUUGCCUUGUAAGAAUAAGAAAUGCACAGGACUAACAGUUGUCAAAUGAUUGUUCUCUCAAUGUAGGCCUUUCAGUAACAUAUUCCUGUAAUGUGGCCACUUUUUAGGAAAUAAGGUUAAAAAAAAAAAAAAAAUUAGGCUGCUCAUGAUAAUAAUAUUGAAUUUGUCCAAGACCAGUGGAAUACAGCAUGUUCCCUCUGUUUUAGGUUAGAUUUUAAAUUUAUAGUUCACUGAUUGUUGGCCUUUCACUGAGAAUAUUAUUGUUCUAACACAAGCUUAUUCUGUUAUUAAACACUUAGCCUAAAAGCUUUUUCACGUUUUAUUUCAGUACAUGGUUUUCUCUCUGUAACAUGUCACUGAUCAGUACAGGCCUGGCAAAUAUUUGGUCUGUUUCUCAUUUUCUUAUUUUGAAGCCAUUGAAAAGUUGAUGGAAUGCUGUAUUUCUUUUUUCAUAUAUAGCAUAUUGUAUGCCUCAAAUGUCAUGUGCUGUUCAUUACUGUUUCUAAAAUGGGGGUUGAUGUCUGUCUGAGAUAUUGAGCAGUUUGCAGAAGAUGUCACUGAUUUAUACAACAUAGACUAAACCUCAAAUCUGACACUGGUGUUUGUGGGAAAAUAUAUUUUUUCUGUCUUUUAACAAUAUUUGUCAUUUUAAACUUGGUGCAAGUAAAGACAGAUUGUAGCCAGAUCUCAUAUCUGGACUGCUCAAAGCUUGUUUGAUGUGAACAUAGAAAUGUAUAUAAAUAAAGAUGCCCAUGCAACAUCUAAACCUCCUGUAGAAAUGUGUCAAUGUCUUUCUCUGGUGCGGAAAGAUUAAAUUAAGGGUGUGUCUUCUGCCAUUAAACAAGGAUUUUCAGAUAGAUGACUUUGUAUCCUUUAAAAAAGCUGGUGUUCAAUGCAGAUAAGAGAAACAUCAGUUGAGCUGGUUUGUGCUCAAAUGGUACAAUGGAAGGAAGUGCAUGAAUUGGCAUUUAGUUCACAGAAAUAUACAAAAAUACAGCGUAUGCAUCAAUUUAGACUCAUGGCAAAAUUACAACAGCUUUCCAGUGGCUUUAAAUUUAGAUGUAACACUAUUCGUGUAAUGUAUUUUUAAUACAAAACAGGUAGGAAUCGAUACCUUUAGACCAUCUUUGUAAAGAUGAAAUGCCUUAAUGCAUGGUAAUUUUGCAGUUUUGCAUGCAUGUCAAGCUGUUUAACCAGUAUCAUAAGCUUCCACAUACAAUGUUUGAUGCUUGCCACCAGUUGCCACCUGUUCAAAGAUGAAACUCUUGUUAAAACACUGAUGGAAAUGUUUGCAUAUAACUGUGAAAACUCUUCAGUUUUAUAUUGCUGUUAUAGGAAAAAUAAAAGGAAGUUAUCACAUUUAGCCAUGCAUUAUGUUUUUUUAACAUGUUUCUCAGAAUAAAAUCACAGAUGAAAGUAAA